Messenger RNA from Neurospora tetrasperma FGSC 2508, 276 nucleotides. RefSeq lists its product as uncharacterized. The annotation marks the transcript as partial. The record is from RefSeq and is a predicted model, not a curated record. The transcript has a single exon. Lineage: Eukaryota; Fungi; Ascomycota; Sordariomycetes; Sordariales; Sordariaceae.
GCGAUGGAAAAAAAAAAUGUAUACAAAAGUCUAUAACCAAAAACUAUCCGCUGCGCCUCAAGUGCCAAGAGCUUCAUGGGUCUCGCGAUACCACCGAACACCGGACACCGGUCCAAUGAUGCUGUGGAUAGACAAAGCGGCCAGACCAAGAAAGGACCAGCCUCGAGCAGAAGAGAAGCAUUGGAAGAACAGAUACUCCGAGACCAAAAAAAGGAAGAAACGAGCCACAAGCAUACCUAUCCCACUUCUACAACAACGACUAGGUUGAAAUCAGUC